AAACAAUCACGAGUCGAGGAGCACACACUUUGUUCUCACAAAAUUCACAUUAUUUCCGGAGCGAAAAUAUCCUUAUAAUAGGAAUACAACAGUGGCAAGAUGCCAGAAGCUCUGCUAGGACUGGAGGAUUCAGAAAUAAAAUCUAAAGAAAGAUGUAUGUUCAAGUCCCAAAUGUCCAGACCAAGUUCACCAGUGUUACCUACUUACAAAUAUACCAGUUUGAUUGACAGAAUACAUAAACGAGCUGAAUCGGGCGAUCCAUUCUUCUCACUAGAGUUCUUCCCACCCAGAACCUACAAUGGUGCAGUCAACCUUAUUGCACGAUUUGACCGUAUGAGCGAAGGUCAGCCUCUAUUCUGUGACAUCACAUGGCAUCCAGCGGGUGAUCCCUCAUCGAACAAACCUACCAGCUCAACAAUGAUAGCUGGAACUAUGUUGAACUACUGUGGCAUAGACACCAUGCUACACAUGACCUGUUGUAAUUGUACAAAGGAACACAUUACUGCGUUCCUUCAAAAGGCCAAAGAUCUGGGAAUCAGGAAUAUUCUAGCACUGAGAGGUGAUCCCCCACAAGACGAAGAUUGGGCCCCGACUGAAGGUGGAUGCAACUAUGCGACUGAUCUGGUUAGACAUAUCAAACAAGAGUUUGAUGACCAUUUUGUGAUAUGCGUCGCAGGUUACCCAACCGGACAUCCAGACUGCACUUCCUAUGAAGAUGAUCUCAAGUACUUGAAAGAGAAGGUUGACGCUGGAGCAGAUUUCAUAAUUACCCAACUCUUUUUCAAAGCUGAAACGUUCUUGUCAUUUGUAAAAGACUGUCAAGCCAUCGGAAUCAAAUGUCCAAUCAUUCCAGGGAUCUUGCCUAUUCAGGCAUACCAAUCUCUCCGACACAUUGUGAAACUUUCCCGUUUAGAAGUCCCUCAAGAAAUUCUUGAUGCAAUCAACCCAAUCAAAGACAAUGAUGAAGCUAUUAGAAACUUUGGCAUAGAUAUGGCUGUUGAACUAAGUAAGACUUGUCUAGAUAGUGGCCUAGUACAUGGUUUACAUUUCUAUACAUUAAACCGUGAGGUCGCCACGAUUGAAAUACUUAAGAGACUUGGUAUGUGGUGCGAGGAACCACGACGAUCGCUUCCCUGGAAACCAACUGCCAAUCACACACGGUGUACGGAAGAUGUUCGACCAAUAUUCUGGAGGUCCCGACCAAAGAGUUAUAUUCACAGGACUUCUAACUGGGAUGAGUUUCCCAAUGGCAGAUGGGGUAACUCAUCUUCGGCAGCAUUUGGGGAAAUCACAGACUAUUAUUUGUUCUAUUUAAAAUCUAAAACUCCCAAAGAGGAUCUGCUUAAGAUGUGGGGACAAGAGUUACAGACUGAACAGGAUGUUUGGGAUAUUUUCCACAAGUACAUCACUGGGGAGGACAAUGCUCAGGGCACAAAGGUGACAUCAUUACCAUGGAAUGAUGAUCUGUUAUCCCCAGAGACUGGUUUGAUUAAGGAUAGGCUUGCAGAUAUCAAUAGACGUGGUGCUCUAACAAUCAAUUCACAACCAAAUUGCAAUGCAGUGUCAUCAAGUGAUCCUGCCCUGGGCUGGGGGAACAAAAAUGGAUACAUCUUCCAGAAGGCAUAUUUAGAGUUUUUCACUCCCAGAGAGAAUGUUGAUGCCCUGAAGACAGUCUUGCAGAAAUAUUCUGAUCGAGUUAACUACCACAUUAUAAACAACAAUGGUGAAGAGGACUACUCCAACUGUGAUUCAAUGGAGCCUAUAGCUGUCACAUGGGGAGUUUUCCCUGGUAGGGAGAUCAUUCAGCCAACAGUAGUUGAUCCAAUAGCCUUCAAACACUGGAAGGAUGAAGCUUUUGGUCUUUGGCAAGAAAGCUGGGGUCAUAUUUACCCUGAUGAUUCAGUGUCUCGCAAAACCAUAGACUUUAUACACGACAAUUACUACCUAGUGAAUCUAGUGGACAAUGAAUUUCCACUUGAAAGUUGCCUCUGGGAUGUAGUGGAUGAGAUGUUCAUUGAGGCGGAGAGAAGUCACAAAACAUUGCCAGUAUCUAGUCAUGGAGAGGGAGAGCCAAUGGAACUGGGAAAUACUACGUCACUGAGCUCCUCAUAAAUACAUCCGCACAUAUCAUAGAGCAGUCAAGCAGGGAAACGAUAUAGGAAACAAAUGUGACUGUACAUAAACUGGUCCUAAAUUAGCAGGGUACUUACAUAUUAACUGAGAUGAGACAUUUUAUAUUUACUGCAAACGGCAGUAUAAGAUGACAAAAUGUAAAACAAACAUUAACUUUAUUGUAUUUAAGUUAAAUGUACAUUAUUUAUACUUUUAUUCCUGUCUUGGUAAGAACACCUAUUAUUGUUGAAGUGUUUGCUUUAGCAAAUGCUGCUAUUAUUAUCAAUAUUAUAUAUCAAUAUGAUUGUGAUCAAUGUGUGUAGCAAACUAUAUUGUAAGAUAUAAAAUUGGGGUAUUUAAAUAUGGAUUUGAACAUAUCUUAUGGCUGUGUUUUAGCAACCAUUUGAAGUUCUUUAUUAAAGUUCUGAUAGCGCUAAAAUCUCUCGAUAAUGAUUAUUAGAAAAAAUUCAUCCACCAAAAUAAUUGGAAAUACUAGAAUGUUACUAUUUGUACAUUUAAGCUACUUUUUAUGUAUAAUGAUCAUUCCCCAGUAUGACUUAAAUGCAUGUAACCUACAAUGGGUACACAAAAAAAUUAAGAACUUCAUAGUUUCAAAUGAUUCUAAAAAGGUACAGUUUAUCUGUAUUUCUUGGAUUCAGUUUGAAAAAAUUUUGGUGCUGUAGAUUCGCUACAUUUGUUUCAAAAUUUGGUUGCGAAAUUUAAGUGGUGCUGCUAUUAAAACAGCAGUAAAGUUAGACUGCUGAUGUAAAAUAUUAAGGAGUGGAGUGCCAUUGUAAAAUAAUGACGAGUGGACUGUAAAGUACAAUGUAAAAUAAUGAGGGGUGUAUUGCCAAUGUAAAAUAAUCUGGGGU
Owenia fusiformis is the source of this 2984-nucleotide messenger RNA. The record is from the annotation of a GenBank genome assembly. Lineage: Eukaryota; Metazoa; Annelida; Polychaeta; Sabellida; Oweniidae.